Messenger RNA from Megachile rotundata (alfalfa leafcutting bee), 7007 nucleotides. It is a transcript of the gene kto, whose product is annotated as mediator complex subunit kohtalo. Gene Ontology annotation, molecular function: transcription coactivator activity; transcription factor binding. Gene Ontology annotation, cellular component: mediator complex. NCBI's taxonomy places the organism in Eukaryota, Metazoa, Arthropoda, Insecta, Hymenoptera, Megachilidae. The record is from RefSeq and is a predicted model, not a curated record. Gene Ontology annotation, biological process: positive regulation of transcription by RNA polymerase II.
CUAAUUCUGAUUAUUUCCUUAUACCAUGAUGGGAAUAUUGUAUGAGAAACGGCCACUAAAACGGCCUAGAUUAGGGCCGCCUGAUGUUUAUCCUCAAGAACCUAAACAGAAAGAAGACGAACUCAGUUCCAUAAAUGUCAAACAUGGCUUUGCUACAAUGCCUCAGUUAUCAGAUGAGUUUGGAACUGCAAGACAUUGUAAUGUCACUGCUGCUAAGGUGGGAGCAUAUUUCAAUGCAAUUCUUGCGAAGAAGGAAGAGCUUUCUACCAUGCCGGACACAGGAAGGAAGCGACAACAGAUCAACCCAAAAGAUAAUUUCUGGCCAGUAACUGCAAGAACAAAAAAUGGUAUUGAGGCAUGGUUUAAGGAUCUAUCUGGUUGCAAACCAUUAAUAGCUCUUGCAAAAAAGGCUCCUAAUUUUAAUAAGAAAGAAGAAAUAUUUAUGAUGCUUUGCGAAUACCAAGUACCAAUGCUUAGAGCUGCAUGGUUUAUUAAACUAAGUUCUGCUUAUACAGUAGCAGUUUCUGAAGCCAAAAUAAAAAAGAGGCAACUACCUGAUCCAACUACAGAGUGGACAGGAACUCUUAUAAAGUUUUUGAAAGAUCAACUUUCAAAGCUACAAGAAUAUUAUUAUAUAAAUAAUUAUGUGACAAAUAGCAUUAGCAACAAUGGUAUCACAAAUAGUUCCUGUAAUACCAAUGGUACUGGAAACAACAAUAGCAACAAUAACAGUAACAAUAAUGUUAAUAAUAGCACUAAUAAUAAUAAUGGAGUUGCUAAUAAUCAGCCAGCUACGCCAAAUUCAAGUAAUCAAGUGACAGUAGGAAAUGUCAUGAAUGAGGAACAUAAAUUAGCAUUGAAACAGUGGCAUUAUUGUGUACAAUUGGCAAAGUAUAUGUUUGAAGAGGGAUUACUAGAUAGACAAGAAUUAUUACAAUGGAUUUUAGAAUUAUUAGACAAAAUUAAAUCUUCUCCUUUAGAGGAUGGUAUUUUAAAACUUCUGUUACCAUUAGCACUGCAAUAUUUAGAAGAAUUUGUGCAGUCUGAAUUAUUAGCCAGACGUUUAGCAUAUCUGUGUUGUCGUAAAUUGGCACAUAUGUGUAGUAAUAUAGAAACUAAUGGCAAUCCACAAAGUCCGUCCAUAAUUAAAAGCGAAGUUAAUGGUGGAAAAGACACUGCCACUGCUAGUCAUAUGCAAAAUCCAUUAACUACUGCUUUUAAUGACUAUUUGUCAUGUCCACAUCACAGAGAUGUUAUUUACAGUUUAUCAACAAUAAUACAGGUUAUUACUUUGGAAUGUCCAACAGCAUUAGUAUGGAAUAGUGUCGGCGAAGGAAAAGCUCCAUCUGUGUUAAAUGGUUCUCCAUUGGAUUAUUUACCAUGUCCUCCAACAACUUUACCAUCUCCACCAGCAACUGCAACUAAUCCUACACUAAAACAGUUAAAAAUUGCUCAAGAGAAUAUUCGGGCAAGAUCUCAAGCUGCUGAAGGGAAAUGGUCAUGUGAUAAAUGGCAGCAAAGUAGUGCUGGAAUAACAACAACUAAAGUUUUAGCUGCGUUAGAUGCAUUAGACCGUCAUAGUUUCGACAGAAUGGAUUCUACCAAUUCAUUAGAUACUUUAUAUGCCAAAAUAUUUACAUCGCCACCGAAAGAUACUGCCAAUGAACGAGAUACAAAGCCGGAAUAUAAUCCACAACAAGAUUCGGCUGUAGUUGAAAUACUGUGUGAAUGGGCUGUAAGUGCUGAACGAUGGGGAGAACAUAGAGCGAUGGCAGUUGCGAAAUUACUUGAGAAAAGACAAAGCGAAGUUACUGGAGAAACAAACGAUAAUGAUGAUAAAGAUAGCAUUUGUAGUAACGGAAGUCCACCUGUACUUCCAAUUUUUCAACCAUUACUUAUGAAGUUUUUGGACAUGGAUGCGCCGGUACUAGAUAAUACACCUGCCCAAUCAAAAGUUCAGUUUACGAAUUUGGUUCACUUAUUUUCAGAAUUAAUUAGGCAUGACGUGUUUUCACAUGAUGCAUACAUGUGCACACUUAUUUCCAGAGGAGACCUUAUACAAGGUCCUGUGGCUAGCAAACCAGGAACUCCAAAUAAUCGAGAAUCAAUUGAUGAAGACAGCCUAUUUCCAGGAAUAGAUUUAAAACCAACCAAAUUGGAAGUAACAGAUCACGGACGAACAAUGGAUUACGAUGAUAGUAAAAUUGACGAUGACUUGGACAAGUUGUUACAACACAUUAAAGAAGAUCAACAAAAUAGUAUGGAUGCCCCUGAUAGUCCAAAAGAAGAUGCACUAGCUGGACAUGGAACUCAAGAAGGAUUAGAUUCUAAAAUACCAUCGAGCCAUAGUAGACACUUAUUAUAUACAACUCAUUUUCCAUUACCUCAGGAUGAAACAUGUAGUCAGCAUGACUGUAACCAACGACAUGUACUACUUUAUGGAGUAGGUCGUGUUAGAGACGAGGCUAGACAUAUUGUUAAAAAAAUGACAAAAGAAGUGUGUAAAUUAUUUGGAAAAAAAUUUAGUAUCGACGUUGCAGAAGGUGGAAAAGUUAAAAAACAUUCCCGUAGUGAAUUUAACUUUGAGGCAAUCACUUUAAAGUUCCAAAAUUUAAGUUACUUUGAUCAGCAUGUAGUAACAUGGCAAUGCGCAACUCAAGUUAUUGAAAUGUUAAAUACAUUUGCACUGGCUGGAUCAUCUUAUUUACCAGUACAAGAACACGUUGCCUUUUUAUUUGAUUUAAUGGAACUAGCUGUAAAUAUAUAUGGUUUAAUAGACGUUUGUAUUCAAAUACUAAAAGAAUUACCAGAAGUAGAAGCACAGUUAACAGUUAGAAAUAGUCAACUGGUUAGAAGUUAUACUACCAGUUUAAGUCUAUAUGUUGUAGGGGUAUUAAGAAGAUAUCAUUGUUGUUUAUUGUUGUCUCCUGAGCAAACAACGGCAGUAUUUGAUUUACUUUGUAAAGUCGUAAAACACGUAUCAAAUCCUAGCGAUUGCAGUUCUGCCGAACGAUGCGUAUUAGCGCAUCUAUAUGAUUUAUACUCGUCUUGUUCUUUGUUAAAAACAAAACCACACGGAGUAGAAGCAUUUAGUAAUGCUUACCCUAAAAUUCGAACAGCUCUUUACAGUACGUUACAACCGACUACAUCGAGUCAUGUAUAUAAUUCACAAUUUAUGGUGGAUGUUUUUACUAGCCCAAGGCGCGGAGGAAAAAUCGAACCACAAUGGGCUAGACAAUUAAACGAGACACCGGCGAAUCGUUAUAGUUUUGUUUGCAAUGCGAUUGUCGCAGUUUGUAGUGAAACAGAUAAUGACAAAUUAAAUGAUAUUGCGAUAACAUGCGCAGAAUUAACAGCUUGCUGCAAUGCUCUUAAUGCUGAGUGGCUAGGGGUCCUUAUGGCACUAUGUUGUUCUUCGAGUAGUUCUGCAUUUUAUAUUGACGUUCUAAAUCAAGUAGAUGUGCAAGAUUUGAGUAUACAUAAUUCUCUAGCCGUAUUCACGUCAAUUUUAAUUGCAAGACAUUGUUUUUCUUUAGAAGAUUUUGUUGUGCAUAUAGCACUGCCAUCCUUAGUUAAAGCUUGCAAUGAAGGUCGUGGAGAUGCAGAUAUGGAAGCUGAAGCUGGGGCACGUUUAACAUGCCACUUGCUUUUACGUCUGUUUAAAACAGUCGAAUGUCCUCAACCGGCUUUGUAUUCCGUGAGUACAAGCCCUCACCCCUUACCAAAUGGGAACUCUAGGGGUUACAGCAUAAAAUUAAGUUGUGAUAGACACUUACUGGCAGCUGCUCAUAACAACAUCAGGGUUGGUCCAGUGCUAGCAGUACUUAAAGCUAUACUCGUUGUUGCUGAUGCAACUGCUGGUAAACAACCACCAAAGAAACCGGAUGUACCAAUGAAUCAUUCUAGUAAAGCAGGUGGACCAGCUAGUGUUGGCGUUGGUGUAGGUGUGAAUACUGGUGGAUCAAGUGAAUUAUCGAUCAGUCAUAUCUUAGGUACAAGUGAUAUUUUGGGAGGUGGCGAUGACUUAGGACUUGAUCUAGCAAUGUCUUCGUCUAAUAGUAGUGCUGGAAUGACUACCGAAAAUGUUAAAGGAUUAUCAGAUUUCGCACAACAUGUUUUAAGACAAAUUUGUAGCCAAGAAUGGGUAUUAGAAAGGUGUUUACAAAAUCCAGAGGAACUUUGCCAUCCUGACAUGUUGCUUGAUAAUAUGUUAACACCUCGUCAAGCUCAACGAUUGCUCCACAUGAUCUGUUACCCAGAGACAUCCAUAGACGCAUUUAUUGACCAAAAAACUCACAUAACAAAUAUCUUGGAGAAUCUAGAACAAUGGAGUUUAAGAAUGUCGUGGCUCGACUUACAACUUAUGUACAAACAAUUUCCCCCAGGAUCAAGCGACCUAUCGCAAUGGUUAGAUACUGUCGCUAAAGCUGCAAUCGACGUUUUCCAGCUAAAUACUAUGUCGAGUAAAUCAGACAAACGAUCUGGAUCGAUAUGGUUGGUUGCGCCGCUUGUUUCAAAAUUACCAAGUGCGGUGCAAGGUCGAGUUCUUAAAGUAGCAGGUCAAGUUCUAGAAUCUGGUAACUGGUCGAAAACAACAGCCGGUCGCGAAAGAAGCAGAUCAAAAUCACCGUCGCUCUUUAAUCAUCAGCCGUUUCUCUCACUAGUACUCACUUGUCUUAAAGGCCAAGAUGAUCAAAGGGAAGGUUUGCUGAUGUCAUUACAUUCGCAGCUAUCGCAGUUUUUGAAUAUCAGUAAAGAAGAGAAAAACUUCGCUACUGAAGAUCCUAAAUCGAGAGAAGUGUUGCAAGAUGCAUUACAAUUAAGAUUUAGUCUUGUUGGUGGUGUUUUCGAUACCAUACAAAGGAAUACAACUGCUACCACUGAUUGGGCUAUUCUGUUAGUUCAGUUGGUUAGCUAUGGUGUUAUAGAUUUGAAUAAUAAUUUUGAAUUAUUCACCACUGUCAUAGAUAUGUUAGCAACUCUAAUACAUUCUACCCUAGUUUCUGAUUCACAAUCUGAAAAAGAUGAAAAUAAAAAACAUUAUCAAAACUUAAUGAAAAAAUUAAAGAAAGAGCUUGGAGAUAGAAAUUCUCCGAGUAUUAGAUAUGUUAGACAAUUAUUACCUUUACCGAAAUUGACGAUGGAAGUCAUUACAUGUGAACCAGUUGGAUGUCUAACAGAUACAAAAGGCAAUAAGAUAGCUGGUUUUGAUAGCAUCGAUAAAAAACAGGGUUUGCAAGUAUGUGAUUCUCAAAGAGUAUCAGCUUGGGAAGUAUUGGAAGGUCAUAAAAAUCCAGCACCAAUAUCUUGGGCUUGGUUCAGAGCAGUUAGAUUAGAACGUAAACCUCUUACAUACCAAAAUGCGCAUAAGCUGUUACGAUAUCAUACCCAUAGUCAAAUUAGACCACCCAGCCACUAUUUAGAUCCACCACCAUUACCUGCAGAAGAUUUAGAGCCGGAUAAAAAGGAAUCUGAACCUGGAAAAGCUGAUACUCCAAUGAGUAUUGAUUCUCCUGGAAGAGUGGCAAAUAGCGUUGGUGGUAACAUAAUUGGUACUGCUGUAACUAAUGGUAAAGGCAAGGGUAUGAAAUCUCGAAGACAUAGAAAAAAUAAAGGUGCAGCUACACCUACUACGCCUGUAACACAGCAAAUUCAGCAACCAACCAAUCAGUUGCAACAAAUAGCAUUCGGAAAUCAACAAGUACCUGUCUCACAACAGCCUGGAAUGUUUACUGGUCAACCACCACAGCAUCAGCAACCGUGGUACGCUAACCAACAAACUCACACACCAGCACAGCAAUACGGAUAUGGUCAGCAGUUACCACCAACUCCAGUUGGACCAAGAUAUGAUAGACCUGGCAUGAACAAUCAGUCAAAACAGGCACUUUCUCAUAUGUUACGUUUACGAUUGCCAUCCAAUCAAUUAAUAAGCUCUCAACAACAACCGAAUGCUGCGCCUGUUGGUGGACCAGGAGCAUUCCAAGGUAUGCAAAGACAACAGUUUAUUAGACAACAGUUAAGAGCUCAGCAUGGAGCUCCAAACAUCAACCCACAGCAAGGAAUGUUUGCUUCACAACAACAGCAACAACAACAAGCGCAACAACAAGGAAUUUAUACUGGAAUGCAACAAGGUAUGAAUCAAAAUUAUGCAGGAUAUGGAGGCCAACAAAUGAUACCACAGCAACAGCAGCAGCAGCAGCAGCAACAGGCACCUCAACAAGCGCAACAACAACAACAGUUAUUACAACAGCAGCAACAGCAGCAAGGUUUAAUGAAUCAGCAGCAGAACAUGAUGUUCCCCAAUCAACAACAAAUAAUGGGACCUCAGAGAGGACAAGAAUAUAUUCCGCAACGUUUACAGCCUGGAGCCACAAGACCGCCAUACCUUCAAGCUCCGAAUGUCACUAUGAAUACAAUGGGUCCAAUGGCAGGUGGUGUUCAAAAUCAACCAGCACCACCUUAUAGACAAACUAGUGGAAAACCUGGUACAGUUGGAGUGACAGGAGUAGGUACUGCCAGCGUUGGUUUGCAACAAAAUCAACAGUUUCAACAACAGCAGGCAAUAAAUCAACAGCGGAUAAGACAACAAAUGCUUGCAAUGCAACAACAACAACAGCAAGCACAGCAGCAGCAACAAGUGCAACAGCAACAACAGCAGCAGCAAGGCAAUGCGGGUGGGCAACAACCAACUCCUCAAUUAGUGACACAUUUACAACGGCAUUUAAGCCAACCACCGCAACAUUAUCAACAUCAACCGCCGCCUUAUUAGUAGUUUAAAUUGUAUAUAAUUAAUUAAUUAUGCUGUAUAAAUAUAAAUUAUAUAAAAUGUGUAAAUUUGAAUAACAAAAGUUACAUAACUUAAUUUGCAGUAUGAAUGUGUAAAGAGUGCCAUGGUAAGGGCAAUAAAGUGAAAUGAGUGUCGGAAAGAUAUUGGAAACUAUUUCUACAAUUUUGACUUUAAUUACAGUUAUUAAUAUGUACAUUAUGUGUGAAGUAACCUAAUAAUU